UCCUGCCUCAGCCUCCCGAGUAACUGGGAUUACAGGCACACUCCACCACGCCCAGCUAAUUUUUGUAUUUUUAGUAGAGAUGGGGUUUCACCAUGUUGGCCAGGAUGGUCUCGAUCUCCUGACCUCAUGAUCCGCCUGCCUCGGCCUCCCAAAGUGCUGGAAUUACAGGUGUGAGCCACUGUGGCUGGCACAAUUAUAACAUUUUAUUUCCUAGAAUAUGAAUAUCAUAAUACUACCUAUGUACAAUUGCUUGUUAAGAACUUAUUCAGUAUGUUCAUGAACUUGAUUACUAACUCUUAAGAGGUAGAAUGUUCAUUACUGCCCUCUUUUGACACAGGGAUAUAGAAGCCUAUCUUCUUUUUCUUAGUUCAGGGUUAAAAUUAGAUUGCAAAAUAAGUUACACUUUAUGUCCUUCCUGUAAUUUUUAAGAUAACUUUUCAAAUUCUUCCUCUUUUUAGGGUCUCUGGUUAAUCAUCUUUAGAAGACUGGAUUUCUGGAUAUCUACUGCACUCCAUCUCUAUUGACUUUUAAAACAUGAUAAUGCAAACCUAUAACACUGGCAACCAUCAAUGAACCUUUAAUUUCACUGAUUAAUAGCGUUUGAAGCUUCCUCAGGGAAUAACAAUGACAUCAGCAGUGGUUGACAGUGGAGGUACUAUUUUGGAGCUUUCCAGCAAUGGAGUAGAAAAUCAAGAGGAAAGUGAAAAGGUUUCUGAAUAUCCAGCAGUGAUUGUGGAGCCAGUUCCAAGUGCCAGAUUAGAGCAGGGCUAUGCAGCCCAGGUUCUGGUUUAUGAUGAUGAGACUUAUAUGAUGCAAGAUGUGGCAGAAGAACAAGAAGUUGAGACCGAGAAUAUGGAAACAGUGGAAGCAUCAGUUCAUAGCAGUAAUGCACACUGUACAGAUAAGACAAUUGAAGCUGCUGAAGCCCUGCUUCAUAUGGAAUCUCCUACCUGCUUGAGGGAUUCAAGAAGUCCUGUGGAAGUGUUUGUUCCUCCUUGUGUAUCAACUCCAGAAUUUAUCCAUGCUGCUAUGAGGCCAGAUGUCAUUACAGAAACUGUAGUGGAGGUGUCAACUGAAGAGUCUGAACCAAUGGAUACCUCUCCUAUUCCAACAUCACCAGAUAGCCAUGAACCAAUGAAAAAGAAAAAAGUUGGCCGUAAACCAAAGACCCAGCAAUCACCAAUUUCCAAUGGGUCUCCUGAGUUAGGUAUAAAGAAGAAACCGAGAGAAGGAAAAGGAAACACAACCUAUUUGUGGGAGUUUCUUUUAGAUCUACUUCAAGAUAAAAAUACUUGUCCCAGGUAUAUUAAAUGGACUCAGAGAGAAAAAGGCAUAUUCAAGCUGGUGGAUUCAAAGGCUGUCUCUAAGCUUUGGGGAAAGCAUAAGAACAAACCAGACAUGAACUAUGAAACCAUGGGACGAGCUUUGAGAUACUACUACCAAAGGGGAAUUCUUGCAAAGGUUGAAGGACAGAGGCUUGUAUAUCAGUUCAAGGAUAUGCCCAAAAACAUAGUGGUCAUAGAUGAUGACAAAAGUGAAACCUGUAAUGAAGAUUUAGCAGGAGCUACUGAUGAAAAAUCAUUAGAACGAGUGUCACUAUCUGCAGAAAGUCUCCUGAAAGCAGCAUCGUCUGUUCGCAGUGGAAAAAAUUCAUCCCCUAUAAACUGCUCCAGAGCAGAGAAGGGUGUCGCUAGAGUUGUGAAUAUCACUUCCCCUGGGCACGAUGCUUCAUCCAGGUCUCCUACUACCAAUGCAUCUGUGUCAGCAACAGCAGCUCCAAGGACAGUUCGUGUGGCAAUGCAGGUACCUGUUGUAAUGACAUCAUUGGGUCAGAAAAUUUCAACUGUGGCAGUUCAGUCAGUUAAUGCAGGUGCACCAUUAAUAACCAGCACUAGUCCAACAACAGCGACCUCUCCAAAGGUAGUCAUUCAGACAAUCCCUACUGUGAUGCCAGCUUCUACUGAAAAUGGAGACAAAAUCACCAUGCAGCCUGCCAAAAUUAUUACCAUCCCAGCUACACAGCUUGCACAGUGUCAACUGCAGACAAAGUCAAAUCUGACUGGAUCAGGAAGCAUUAACAUUGUUGGAACCCCAUUGGCUGUGAGAGCACUUACCCCUGUUUCAAUAGCUCAUGGUACACCUGUAAUGAGACUAUCAAUGCCUACUCAGCAGGCAUCUGGCCAGACUCCUCCUCGAGUUAUCAGUGCAGUCAUAAAGGGGCCAGAGGUUAAAUCGGAAGCAGUGGCAAAAAAGCAAGAACAUGAUGUGAAAACUUUGCAGCUAGUAGAAGAAAAACCGGCAGAUGGAAAUAAGACAGUGACCCACGUAGUGGUUGUCAGUGCGCCUUCAGCUAUUGCCCUUCCUGUAACUAUGAAAACAGAAGGACUAGUGACAUGUGAGAAAUAAAAUAGCAGCUCCACCGUGGACUUCAGGCUGUUAGUGGCAGUACUGACAUAAACAUUUGCAAGGGAAGUCAUCAAGAAAAGUCAAAGAAGACUUUAAAACAUUUUUAAUGCAUAUACGAAAACAAUCAGACUUACUGGAAAUAAAUUACCUAUCCCAUGUUUCAGUGGGAAAUGAACUACAUAUUGAGAUGCUGACAGAAAACUGCCUCUUACAGUAGGAAACAACUGAACCCAUCAAUAAGAAAAAGGAUUGAAAGGGACCAAGCAGCUCACUACGAUAUCAAGUUACACUAAGACUUGGAACACUAACAUUCUGUAAGAGGUUAUAUAGUUUUCAGUGGGAGGGGUUGGGAUGGGUGAUCUUAUUGUUACAUAUAGCAAUUUUUGAUGCAUUUUAUAUGCAUACCAGCAAUUAUUACUGUGUUCGCACAGUUCUCACUUAACUGGUGCUAUGUGAAGACUCUGCUAAUAUAGGUAUUUUAGAAUGUGAAUUGAAGAAUGGAUCCCAAAAACUUCAGAAAGAGGAUAGCAAAAAAAGAUCUAGUGCGAUUUUUUAUAUAUAUAUAUAUAUACACACACACAUAUAUAUAUAUCAUAUAGCUUAAGCUGAUUUAAAACAAAGGCCUUAGACUAAUUUUCGGUUUUCUUUCUUGAAAUAAGCUAAUGGCUUGUUUGUGUAAAGCUUUUUUAUUAAAAGAAAAAUUUUAAAAAUCUUGUACCUAGCACAGUAUUGUUAUAGAAUUUACAUGUAACAUUUUAUAUGGUAGUUUAAGUCUGUCAGUUUCUUAAUUGUGGACAGAUUAACAGUUGGCUCUGGCCUUUUGCUGUAACAUGCCUGUGUCACUCAGCCCUGGCAUUUGUGCAGACAUAUCAUUUUCAGUUCUGCUGUCACUUGGAAGUUCAGGCUCAGCAUGAAUUUUUGUCAGGUAGCUCUAAUACCUGGAGUUUUCUUUCUUUCUUUCUUUUUUUUUCAGUUGAAGUUUAUGAGGGAAAUACCAGUGUUCAGAUUUGAACUAUAAUAGUUUGUAUAUUCAACAUUUGAAGUAUAUUCUAUUUUGUUGUACUCUUGUUUCAAAGUGUAUUCAAGUAGGUUUUCUGAAAUAUAGAAAUGAAAUUUAUCUUC
This is a messenger RNA of Mandrillus leucophaeus (drill), 3528 nucleotides long. RefSeq names its product E74-like factor 2 (ets domain transcription factor) (gene ELF2). Gene Ontology annotation, cellular component: nucleus. Bases 625 to 2406 code for a protein of 593 amino acids. Gene Ontology annotation, molecular function: sequence-specific DNA binding; DNA-binding transcription factor activity, RNA polymerase II-specific. NCBI's taxonomy places the organism in Eukaryota, Metazoa, Chordata, Mammalia, Primates, Cercopithecidae. The transcript has 9 exons. The record is from RefSeq and is a predicted model, not a curated record. Gene Ontology annotation, biological process: cell differentiation; regulation of transcription by RNA polymerase II.